Oryzias latipes (Japanese medaka) is the source of this 8483-nucleotide messenger RNA. RefSeq names its product proline-rich coiled-coil 2A (gene prrc2a). The record is from RefSeq and is a predicted model, not a curated record. NCBI's taxonomy places the organism in Eukaryota, Metazoa, Chordata, Actinopteri, Beloniformes, Adrianichthyidae. Gene Ontology annotation, biological process: cell differentiation.
GCACCCAUCUCCCGGAAUCACCCACAGUAGCCGUUCACGGCUCUUUGGUGACGGAUCGUGUCCUACAUCAACAGUUUUCUUUAUCCGUUUCGUUUCUUUUGGGGGAAAAAAGAAAACGAGUACAAGUAAGCGGAACUCGUCACCAACUUUGUCGUUUGUUUUUAUUUCAUUUUAAAUGGUUGGUGAGAAACUCGUAUCAAAGUUUGUGAGCUUUUCACGCCCGCCGGUGCCAGUCUGUUUGUGCUCGGCUUAGCUAGCUGCUAGCUAGGACGCGUAGCUUAGCUUACCUCACUCUGGGAUUCAACCUCGAGACAAGUCGGGACGAGACCAGUCUCAGGGUUCACCAUACUCAAUGAGCGGACAGCGCAAUGUCAGAGCGCUCUGGGCAAACUGCAAAGGGGAAGGAAGGCAAAACCAAGUAUGCGUCUCUCAACUUGUUUGAUACAUACAAAGGAAAGAGCCUUGAAACACAAAAGCCUGUUGUCACCCCCCGCCAUGGCCUGCAGUCUCUUGGUAAAGUUGCCGCUGCACGGCGAAUGCCGCCCCCUGCUAACCUGCCCAGUCUAAAGGCAGAGAACAAAGGCAACGAUCCCAACGUCUCGCUCGUUCCCAAAGACGGCACAGGAUGGGCAAGCAAACCGGAACCAGCAGACCCAAAGAGUACCGAUGCAUCGUCAGCACAGCAGCCGGAUUCGCAGCAGUCUGCGGCUUCACAGACACCUGCACCGACCCGCCCGAAAACCCCUCCAGCUUCAGAGGUGCCGGCCCCAGUUUCAACCCAGGCCGUAGGGGCAAGGUCAUGGGCACAAGCCAGUGUUACACAUGGAACACAAGGGGAUGGUGGAAAGGGAUUAAACCUACCAUCGCCAUUCUCUCGCGAGGAAUUUCCUACCCUGCAGGCGGCUGGAGACCAGGACAAAGCUGGCAGAGAACAGGCCACUGCAGAUCAGUGGUAUGGGCCCGGACCAAGCCUCCGCCCCCAGAACGUUACAAGUUGGCGGGAUGGUGGGGGCCGAGCCCUGGCGCCCACCAUGCCUGGGGAGGGGGCAGUCGAGGGUGGCACAGGUGGAGCUCUGGUGAUGGAUGGGGCAGCCGGUGUCCCCCCACAAAACCCCCAGAACCACGGGCCACCUAGGAAUCCUCCUGCAGGCAGUCCCGCCUUGCCCCUGCCCCAACCCCCCGUGGGGCCCGGGUUUCCUCCUUAUCGAGGGAUCAUGCCUCCCUUUAUGUAUUCUCCCUAUCUGCCCUUCCCAGCGGCCCCUUUCGGCCCUCAGGGACCCUACAGGUAUCCGGCACCUGGGGAAGGGCCUGGUCCAAGGUUCCCACGUGGCCCAGGUGGUUCUGACAACCGGAGUCAAGGCAACCCUCGGGAUUUAGGUGGAGAGGUGGUGAAACGGCCCUCCAUCCUGAAACAGGAUGACCUGAAGGAGCUUGAUGAGCUGGACCACGACGGGGAUGAGGGUUGGGCAGGAGCGCAUGAGGAGAUCGAUUACUCUGCAAAGCUGAAGUUCAGCGACGAUGAGGGUGAGGAAGAAGGAGAAGAAGAGAGGACUGAGAGCAAGAAUGACUCGCGGGAGCCACAUAGGUCUCAGGAUGGCGGCCCUGCAGCAUCUUACCCUCAAGCCUCAGAACGUGGUGGUGAUUCCCGCCGCACUCCUCCCUCCAAUGCGGACAAUGGCCACCAACCCCCCUCCAGCAAGCCAGGAUGGGCCGAGGAGGGAGGAGCGAGUUGGGGAAGCCAGGGACCGCCAGCCAAUUAUCAGGGGCGCAGGCCUGGAUUGGGUGGUCCCCGGGAGCAGCCCUCCCCCCCACCAGGGCCGCUCCUUGGACAAGGCGCCUACUGCUUUUAUCGGCAGGAACGCUCAGUUAGUCAGGGUGCACCUCCUGGUCCGGGGAAACCUGCCCAGCAUCAGCCAGCAGGAGGUGGCCCCACCCCUCCUGCCCAGCCAGGAACCCAGGGAGAGGACGAGGACGAAACUUGGCGUCAGCGCAGGAAGCAGUCGUCCUCCGAGAUCUCUGCAGCCGUGGAGCGGGCGCGGCGCCGCCGUGAGGAGGAGGAGCGUAGGAUGGAGGAGGAGCGACGUGCAGCCUGCGCUGAGAAGCUGAAAAGGUUGGACGAGAAGCAGCAACAACAGCAGGGUAGCAGCGCAACGGGUGGCAACAGUAAGCCCCCCAGCCUUGACGGGAACUCUGCAGCUGCGACAGUGGGCAGCCCUAGUCCGUCUGUCUCGGCGUCGUCCCCAAACAUCAGCCAGCCUUCCUCCCCGUGCGUGGACCCCGAAGAGCCUCCAGUUGUCGCAGCCCCACCUGGACCUGGCACUGCGGCACAUGAACGCCAGCGAGCUAGCAGCAACAGCAGCUACGACUCCGGUGCAGAUGCUCAACAAUGUGCUCAAUCGGCUGUGCAAAAGCCCCAGCAGUCCAUCCUCGACGUACCAUUAACAGGGGAGAGCAAGGAAGAGUCCGUGGUCAGUCCUCACGUACGCUCAGCGGGUGUGGCUGAGAGAGGAGUCGACCCUGUGAAAUCUGAGAACAUUGGUGGAGGUGCAGGCCGUCAAACUGGUGGUCCUCCAGGCCAGGGUUACUCAAAGUACCAAAAGUCUCUUCCACCUCGCUUCCAGAGGCAGCAGCAAGAGCAGCUCCUAAAGCAGCAGCAGCAGUGGCAGCAGCAGCAGCAACACAGCCAGGCGUCCCAAAGCCAGCUGUCCCCUCAAACCCAGGCUGCUUCACCGGGUUCGGCCCCCCAACCGGGGCCUGGACCUAAGCAGGGCGGACCUAUGUAUCAGCCCGGCAACAUGGUCCGGCCUCAGCCUUUGCCGUUGAACUUUGACCCUCGCUGGAUGAUGAUGCCCUACAUGGACCCUCGCAUGAUGCAGGGCCGCCCUCCACCCAUGGAGUAUUACUCGGCUGGCAUGCACCCAUCUGGGCUUAUUGGACGAGAGCGGUCAGAUUCAGGAGGAUCCGACCCCUUCGACAGGCAACAACAGCAUCCAGGACAUCAACACCGCGGGACUCCACCUAUGGAUCCUAAACUGGCCUGGGGACCAGAAGUGUUCCCCAGUGGAGGGGAGGGCCGUGGUCUGACCUCUCCUCACAGACAGAAGCAGGCAUUGGAAGAUGAGGAAGUGACCAAGGGGACCAGGAGUGACACGCCUCCACAUCGCCUGCGAGAAGGUGGACUGGCUCCGGUCCAGCAGCCCAGCUCUUCGUCUGGGACCUCUAACCAAACCCCCCCUCCUGCCAGCGCCCAGGGAGGCAGCCACCACGCUCACCACUACAUGAGCGGAAGGGGAAGUUACAGCAACUUCCCCGACCAGGGCGCAAGGAUCCCACCCCAUCAGCAGCAGCAGAGGGGGGAGGAACGGGGAAGCCAGCCGCAAAGCUACACCCAGCAGGAUGACGGGCCUACAAGAGGAUCUCAGCAAGGUCAAAUAUGGGGCGCCACGCACUAUGACCACAACGGUCGAGCCAACGGCCCUUCUGUGGAGAGCAACUCUCACCAUCACCAACAUCAUGGCCACCACCCUCCACAGACUCACUUCCCCCUUCACCCGAAUAAGGCAGAACACGGGCGCGACAGGGCGGGCGAGGUCCCCACUAAGAAGGCCACCUCUUCCCCCCCCUUACACCAGCCUUCUUUGUCGUCUUCUUGCUCCUCUUCGUCCGCAUCUUCUGCAAGGGACGAUGGGAACGCCAAAGCGGCUCAGCAUAAACACCCAGCGCAGCGGGACGGGGACUCCGAGAAACAGAACAACGGCAACUCCGGAAUCAGCCACGUGAAACUGGAGAAGAUGGGCCCUCCUUAUACUCCCCAUCCCUCUGGUCCACUUCUUCCUCAGCCACAGCAACAUCCGAAAGCAAACCAAAGAGGGGGACGGGAGCACAAAACGGAGACCCAGUGGGGGCCAAGGCCUGGAAGCAGCCAUGUGGGUGGGGGGUCAUCUCAUGGUCGCAGAGCCAACAAUGCAGGAGGUGCUAAUAACCACCGCGGGGGGGAGGACAGUACUCCAUCCGACCACAAACCCUCCAACCAGGCCGGAAGCAACAACCCCAACAAGAGGGCUGGUCCAAUCAAAAAGCCAGUGCUGAAGGAGUUCCGGAAGGAACGAGGGGACAGCGACGGUGGAGGAAAAAUAGGCGCAGGCUUCGGAAAAGACAAAGACCAAGAUGGUGGUCAGCCCGCCCCCGGAAAACCGGAAGUCACCUUCCAGAACACCUCAGCCCCCUCGAAAGAUGAGCCCAACCAGGCUAAAAAACCCAGGAACGGAGGAAAAGAACGAUCGUCAGGCGGAGGAGUGCCUGCGAGAGGGCCCAAAGAUGGAGACGCCAUCCCAUCUGCAUUUUUAGGGCCCUCUGCAAAGAAGGACAGAGAUCGCUCCUUUGAACAAGGAGGCGGCAACUUUCACCACGGAAUGUCUGCCAAGAAUGGCAGAGGAGGUCGAGGGCGUGGUGGAGAGUUUUAUGGGCGUGGCCGCGGCUACCGGGGCGCCUUUGCAGCCAGCGCUGGUCCCACCGUUGGCGGUCGGGGCAGAAUGGGAGGCAGAAGCGGUAGAGACUACCGCUCAUCGGUUGUUGUUGGCCACCACCAGGAGCUGAAGGGUGACGGAGCUGCUGGCAGGCAUGUGCAGGAUCGCUCCCAGCACAACCCGGCCAGAGCCAGGAACCGCAGCGAAACGCGGAGCGAGGGCUCGGAAUACGAGGAGAUCCCCAAGAGGAGGAGGGAGAGGGGCUCAGAGACCGGAAGUGAGAGCGGCACCAGCGACCUCGCCCCCUCAGACAAGGAAGACAACAAGAAACGCAACGCCAAGAGCGGCUCUGAAAAUGCUGGCGCCGUGGGAAACGUUUCAUCUGCACCAUCCAGAGGUUCUCAGGCACGUGUCUUCACCCCCAGGGGCGUGCCCUCUAGGAGGGGAAGAGGAGGGGGAGGUGGUGGAGGAGGAGGGAACAUGUACAGAAACAGUGGCAACCUCGGAGGACCAGCUGGAGGAAAUCGAGUCGGACCGGGGCCGGGUCCUAACGGCGGGUCUACCAAGUCGUCAAAUUUAGGCCGAAAACAGCAAGGCCCGCCCCCCAUUCCUGCGCCUAAAGACUCGGGCCGGGGGGGGAGUGCAGGGGAGAAAAAGGAAAAGGUAGCUGAUGGAGGUCCAGCUCACAAUCAGGGGACCAACCCCCCUCAGGCAUCUGUACCGGCCCCCGCACCUCAGAGUUCCACUGAAAACGGAGGGGUCCUAACCAAAAACGCUUCCGGCAACUCUGCCCCCAGCCCCCUCGGAGGGCUGAACGCUCCCCCUCUCGCUAACAACCGUGGAGUUGAGCGACCCCCCAGACGUCGGCGUCACGGACGUUCUCAACACCAGCAGGACAAGCCCCCCCGCUUCCGCAAACUGAAGGAGAGGGAGAACGCCGCCCGCAUCAAUGGCGGCGUUGGGGUCAUCAGCGGGGGGAGGUCGUUGUCUCCUUCCCUGAAUUCAGUGCAGGACGGCAGCGAAGCUCAAGUCCCGCCUUCCGUUACAGGAAACGCCCAAAAUGCCACCCAGAGCACCACACUAACCACCAACAGUAACAGCGGCGGCGGCGGCCACCUCAACAAUGCAAACAGCCACCACCAUCACCACUACAACCAGAGCAGCGCAGGUCCAACUCACCCCCAGCACCACCACAACCACGGCGCCAAGUCUCCCGAUUUCACCAACCAGAACUCCGACCAGGCCAACGAGGAGUGGGAGACCGCCUCCGAGAGCAGUGACUUCACGGAGUUCAGAGACAGGGAGGGCGGAGGGGGAGGGAAGCAUUACCACCACCACCCCGGCGGCAGAGGAGGUGGCGUCGCCGGAGACCUCAUCGAGCGUGACGUGACGGGCAAAGAGCCCAACAAACGAAGCUUCUCCAGCCAGCGUCCCGGGAUGGACCGCCAGCACCGGAGGGUCAACGCUGGAGGAGGAGGAGGAGGCAGAGGCCCCCGCGGCCCACCCGGCGGCGGCCCCGGGGGGCAAGGAAACGGAGGCGGCAAUCGCGGAGAGAGGCGCGGCAACUGGCCUUCUCCAAAAAACAGGAAGUGAUUUGAUUGGAGUAUUAAAGAUUUUAGUAAAAAACCCACCCACUUUGUUCCCGCCAUCUCCCCUGUUUUUCUCUUUUGAUCAUUAUGUCAUGGCUUAUCCGUUUGCAUUUACAUCGUUAGUGCAUCACCGUAUAAGGAGAUGGUAUUCACUCCAGUGCCCCCCAUCCUAGUCACCCCCCCCUGCAUUAUGUAUUCUGUACCGUCCGUUAUUAUAAAUGUACGUCUGUUUAUUUAUGCCCCCUUUUUUUUAAAUGUUGCAUCAGGAAACGGCCCCCGUUCCCAUCAGACUUGCAUGUGGUUGUGUAAUGCAGGUGCACGUUUUGUUCUGAGAGACACAAUGCUCCCACACACACACACACACACACACACACACCUGCAUUUACAAGCACAAAAGCGUGAGAUGCGUCAGAAUCGGGGCUGACUUUUAUAUUUGUGUAUACUUCUCUCACACUUAGGCCUUGGGUGAUGUUCAGUAGUGGAGCCGCGCGCUUUCCCUCACCACGGGAAGAAAUCCCGCAGCUUCAUCCUUUUAGCGAUAUCAUACCUGAAGAUAUUUGGUUUGUGUGAUCUUUUGUUGUUGUUGUUGAAUUUUUAAUCCUUUAAGAAAGGCUAGGGAGUGUGUGUACGCAUGUGCGAUUGUGUGGGUUUUUUUCCCGUCAUUUUUUUUUUGUAUAUUUCUCUCGUUAUGGUCUCCUGCAGCGAGUAUAAUUACUGUGAGAAGACCCAUGGAAGUACCGCAGCUCAGUUCUCACCUGUCUGUAACUUCAGCUCAUAAAGACUGACUCGUUUUUUCCCCCCACCCAAAAUUUCUUAUCCUUUACUGACUCUUCUUUAGGUUUUGGUUGCUCCUCGUGUAGGAAGAAAGGCUUUUGAGGCCUCAUCGUAGCAUCUUCCCUCCUUGCAGAGCCAGAAAUCCCAGGAAUAAUGGCUUCGAUAGUGUGAUUUAUUUUAAAGUUCUUUAAAAGCCUCCCGUUUUCUGUGGCGACAGUCCAUUUCAAAUCAAAGUUUGUUUUUGUUGAAUAAAAUUGAGUCUGAUAAUGAAGGUCCUGAUUUACCUUUUUUAUUUUCUUUUUUUAGAAUGCAUCGUUAGUAAUUGAGUAUGUUAUAAUAAGCACUCCUUGUUGGUAUAUCAAACAUUUUUGGUGGUUUUGAGACGUGCUGCAACAGGAAGGGUGCUCUGUUUGGGCCCAGAGUACAUCAUCAGUGUUGUUCCUUUGUUCACCCCCCCCCCCCCCCCCCCCCCCCCCCUUGCUGUCAGGCGUGGGCGGCACCCUGGCAGCACUGUAGGGCGACUUCCUCACACCAAGAAGGACUCGCCGUUGAGGAAGCGUGGAUGAACGCAGGACAGCCUAACGUUUCAAAACGAUGCCGAAUCGACAUUCUGCGGUUUACACGGUUUCUGAGAUUUGACUGGCAACACACACAAAAAAAAUCUGACUGGGAAGGAAAAAAAAAGCAUCGCAUGGAUGUCGAUGAUCUUUCUAAGCAGUUUGUAUCACAAUGAAAUAAGAACUUUCAACGGCAUCCGAGGUGGAAAUAGAUCUUUUUUUUUUCUCCUGCGUCAAUUCUGUCACUGCUGUAAGUUGGGGUUUGUUUACUGACAACAAUUUGAAGAUUGUCUCUGGGAUGUUGCGAGUAGGGCAUUCGAUGAUUUCUGUAUGUUUGUGUUAACGUGGAUGUGUGUUUUCUGGUGUCUGUUGUAGCUCGGGAAGGGGGUGGGGACCAGAGGAUUUAACAUUAAAAAGAAAAACGGCAAGCACUUUCUGCCUUGUUUGCCCGCGUGUGAUCGAACUAAUAUAAUUAAGACAAUUCUACUGUUUCUUAAAUACAUUCACGUGUAUACAUUCAGCUGUGUGUAUAUGUUCAUCAUCCAAAUGAGAAACCUGCAGUGGAGAACUUCUUUUGUGUAAAUUAAGUAUAGAUUCUUCAGCAGGCAAAUGAAGUUGGACUUAUUCUUUUUGUUUUUCCCACUAUGACUUCUUAGCAUGAUCACACCCAUGGGUGCAGCUUGCAUUGCCUGUUACUGGUUGAUACAUUGAUAGCUUUACACUGGACUCCGGCUCAAGGAGUCCUCCACCUCUCCUCAAGUUUGAUGUGUGCAUUCAUGUAUGUACCCAUGUUAAAAGAUGAACACAAGUAGUGUAUCACAGCAGAAUCUCUCAACGAUUGUAUUACAUUUCCAGCAUUACUGAGGUACCUGGAGUGGUUCAGUUUUUAGCAUUUAUGGUUUUAGUAACGGAACCGUAAUAUACACACAUGUAUGUAUAUUGGUAUGUAUCUAAGGUUUGUCUACCCCAACUUACAUUCCCACAAACAAAUGUUGCCAUUUUUAGUUCAAGGGAGCAAUGUACAAGCAGAGAAGUGUCUUAUAAUAAAGUUAUACAAAGAAGGCAAAGUUAAAUAAACUACUUUGAUUUAAUGGAAA